AUGGGACGAUCACUGAAGCAGUUUGCUGACCGAUAUUGGUGCGAACCUGAAAAGGCCUGUAUCGAUGAAAUCAGCACCAUAGAAGACCAAUUUGGUGCAAUUCUUGACACCAUUAUCCUUGCGAAGGUGAUGGACAUGGCCUGCAUCUUUUUGCGUAUCCCAACUCAUUCAUACUAUCCCAGCUUUCAUUCGGGAGCUGCUGGAGCAAUGGACCGUGAAGCAACUAACCAACAAGAGAAUGUCUAUCAUGAUAUUUGCCUCCUGGUGAACAACCAGAAGGAUGAGUCCAUCAAAACCUACACCAAUGCCCUGUGUAAGAUUCCCUUAGUAUUCAUGGUACUCGCUCUAACUGUAAGGUUUGAACACUCAGACCACCUCAGAACUACAAUGAUCUUUGAGGAGACUUUUGAACAAAAUGUGCAACAUUGGAAGAAAGCUUUCAUUGAUGCCAUUGCGAUAUCACCACUCCUGCUCAUUCUGUACCCAGGUUCUGGAGAACAUAUCUCCAUCUCGCUUACUUUACAGGUCAGAGGACGACUUGCAUCUUAUGGAAAACCGGAACUCCUCCAACGUAUUGAGGAAAUGCUCUGGCGUUGUAUUAUCGGUGUCGUGUGGGGCUGUUGGACAAGUGACUCUGAAGGAGCGGAUACCUGGUUUUCUGAUGCAUUUGCUGCCCUUGUUCAGUGUAACCAAAUCCUUGGCCUGGAGGUUCAUAUAGGAUUGGCAAAUGUUGCUUGGCUUAAUAAUAGUCAAAACUUCGAGGGAGCUCGCAAGGUGGGACCCCAGGCAGAACAACGCAGAGGACGUUCAUCAUCGCUGGCACAGAAACACCGAGUAAAAUGGAAACCAAGGUCUUGCAGUGCUCCUCCUCAAUUACUUCUUAAUGCCUGCCACCUCCCAGCUUUUACACUUGGUUCGAUUCCCAAGGUUCACCGCCUCUUGACAUUGCAAGUGGAACAAUGGGGCCACAGACACUUUCCGGCGCUCUGGCCCCAUCCACCAAACACCGGCUUGAACAUUAACGACCUCCCCACCAUUGAGCUCGGUCAAAUCGGUGAAGACGGUUCUUUGUUUGUUCGAGCAAACAAGUAUCCCUUCUUGUAUCACCGAAAGAGGCAACGAUCUACAUCUGUAUCAGCUAGCCGAAAGCAACUAAAACAAGAUCGCAACCUAGCUCAUUCUGGAACAAUGGUUGAGUCUCCCCCCAUUUUAGUGGGUGAAAGAUACCAUACAUUCUAUCAUUUGCCAUUGCUUAGUAACGAGGUUCAAGAUCGAGCGUUGCUGGAUGGAUGGCAUAAGUGCUGUAUUAAUGCCUCAGUUUCACUUUCUGUAGCACCCGCUGUAGAGUCAGCGCUGGUAUAUCGCCUGGAUUUCGAUUUGGCCAUCAACAAUCCUGUUCGCACUCUUGAACAUUUUCGUGACCACAACAUACUAGUGGUUGGUGCAACGACAUCUCAGAUCACUUGGACACUGUCAUCACUUUCUAAGAUCAGAAAUCCUGAUGCAAAUCGAGAUUUUCAAGUGACAUGGGAGUUUUCAAACAGAUGUCUGUUAACACAGAGCGCAUCUUUCAGACAGAGGGGUAUCCUGCAUCCACCACCCACUUCUGUUAUCCAAGUUCAUUGUGGCCGCCAGCUUUGGUACCUCUUUCAACGUCGCAUUAAAAAGCAUGACAAGUUGAUACAUGUGUACCAUGACUGGGAUUCUGACUUCAUUAAUGACCCAAAGCAAUGGAAAGCAGAAGUUGUUGUCCUUGAGCCUGGUAAUGUCCUAGGACAACAUUUUUACACUACUACAACUUUGUCAAAAACCGUUUUGGGUCGGGUUGAUACUUAUAUACAUGGGGUCGAAAUCGAGAGAGUUCUGUACUUCCAACUGAGGGAUCUCCUCUUUCGACUGAUUUUGUACCUUGAAGAUGGGCUGAACACUGAUAGCAUAGAAAAUGAUUCGUCCAAAUUCAAGGUCAAUACAGCUGAAGGGCUUCUUGACAUAGUUGCACUCGGCAACUUGCUCCUCUCCCUUCCUGCCUUAGACAUUGUCACUAUUUUCGAUGCUCAUAAACCAGAUGCAUAUGGGCCACUCAGCGAGGGGAGACAGGCAUAUUUUGACAUAAUAUAUCGUCUUCAGGAGCAGUACUCUCUGAUUCUCUUUCCCGACACACCAUUUGCCCAUGAUGCAUUCACCAAACCUUUGGAUUCUCUGGUCUCACUUCGCAUUGCUGAUUUUGCAAAGACUUCUUGUUAG
This is a messenger RNA of Desarmillaria tabescens, 2244 nucleotides long. RefSeq lists its product as uncharacterized. The record is from RefSeq and is a predicted model, not a curated record. Lineage: Eukaryota; Fungi; Basidiomycota; Agaricomycetes; Agaricales; Physalacriaceae. Bases 1 to 2244 code for a protein of 747 amino acids. The transcript has 11 exons.